Eleginops maclovinus (Patagonian blennie) is the source of this 5476-nucleotide messenger RNA. RefSeq names its product prostaglandin F2 receptor inhibitor b (gene ptgfrnb). The record is from RefSeq and is a predicted model, not a curated record. Gene Ontology annotation, cellular component: membrane. NCBI's taxonomy places the organism in Eukaryota, Metazoa, Chordata, Actinopteri, Perciformes, Eleginopidae.
CACUAUCAAUCUCACCCUUAUUCCCAUGCAGACAUUCAACCGGUUCAGUGUCAGUCUGUGGACCGUGUAAACACACCCUUUUGGAUCCGUUUUUUGUCUGGAUUUACAGUCGGGUUUUCUUUUUGCUCUGCGGCUGCGCCCGGUGUGCGGCGCGUGAAGAGUUGGGUCGGAGAGGACUGCUGUUACCCCACACGCAGGACAAAGAAAACGGGGGGAAAUUAAGGGGGAAAAGACAGAAUAAAAGAGGAAUGAAAAUGGAUAAGUGUUUCCUCACGGUGGUCGUCGGUGUUUUAAUGCUCGGUGGGUGCUCGGCCCGGGUGGUGACGUUGUCUCCGGGUCCUCUAAUUCGGGUGGAGGGUCAACCGCUGUCCAUCAGGUGUGAUGUCACUGAAUACAGCGGGCCUCGGGAGCAGGACUUCGAGUGGAUAAUGACCAGUGAGGCGAACGGGCCGAGGAUAAAGAUAAUCUCCACCUUCGACACCGCCUUCCCCCACGCGUCUCUCAGCAAACGCGUCGCCUCCGGAGACAUCUCGCUGGUGCGCCUAGAGGACAACGAGGUGGAGCUGAAGAUCGCCGAGCUGAAGGCGCUGGAUGCCGGUUUCUACUGGUGUGAAACGCCCAGCACCGACUCCGUCAUCGCCGGAAACUACAAGGCUCAGGUCCAACUCACUGUCAUCCCCAACACCCUCCAGGUCUCCGCGCUGACUCCGCCCCCAAUCGUCUCCGAAGGAAGUGACCUCACCCUCUCCUGCAACGUCACCCGGCAACUCACCUACCCCACCUACCUGUCCGUCACCUGGUCGGUCAAGAGGGGCACCACGUCCGAGGACAUUUUGACAUUUGGCCCUCAGGGCGACGUCGUCACGGGGGUUAAGUACGCCCGACGAUACGCCGACGGAGGCAUCCGAUUGGUCCCAGGGAAGAACGGCGCGUUCGAGCUGGUGAUCUCCAGAGUGAUGACGUCGGAUGAGGGGAUUUACGAGUGCAACGGCACCGAGUGGACGCACGAGGACGGGGGGAAAUGGAUAAAAAUUGUGGAGAGCACCAGAGAGAUGGGAACUGUGGCUGUUACCCCGACAGGUCAGUCCCUCAGCGUGAAGGCUACCUCUUCCUCCUCCUCGUCGUCUCUCCUCCUCACCCCCGGCGAAACGCUGACCCUCCUCUGCUCCGUCGCCUCCGACAACCUCCCCGCCCUCGCCCUGGAGGUGAGCUGGCUGGCGGACGGCCGUGACCUCAUCACCAUGGAGCGCAGCGGGGUGGUGAUCUCCAACACGUCGUCGUCCGGCGGCGCGCCGGGAAACCGCGGCGAGGCGAGCCUGGAGAGGACGGGCAGCGGCGAGUACCGGCUCGCGGUGAGGGGGGUGAGCGGUGAGGACGGGGGCGCGUACACCUGCCGCAUCCGGGCCUUCAUCGAGAAGGGAGGGAGGAGCUCGGGAGGAGGAGGGAGGUGGCACAUGGCGGCGGAGAAAACAUCCAGCCCUGUGACGGUGAAGGUGGCGCAGAUCAAACCGAGCUUCACGGUGAACCUUGAAGCCCUCUUGAACCCCCAGAUGACGGCUGAGCCCACAGAGCUGGCGUGUCAUGUGACCAACAUUACCCAUCUGCCCCUGGGAGGUCGCUUAGGGGUCACCUGGGGUCACACCACACUUCCUGGUUUAGUGGGCGGUCCACAGACCUCAAAUUCCAUUGGCUCCCUGGAUGGCAAAGGCAAUCUGUUGCCAGGAGCGAUUUAUUCUGAUAGGCUGAAGAGCGGCGUGAUGUCACUGACCAGAGUCCAUCCCGACACGUUCAAACUGCGAUUCCUCCGCACGCAGGAGAUCGAUAUGGGCCAGUAUGUUUGCACAGUGUCAGCCUGGAGCGUCAGCAGCCAGGGAGACGUGAUGAACACCGCCCAGGCCGAGAGCGCACCGCUGGUUGUACGAUGGGAUACCAAACGUCCCACUCUGAACGUCGUGGCCAAACGCCUCCGUGAAGCCUCAGUGGGCGGAGCUACGUUUGAGAUGAGCUGCGCCGUGGCCACUGAGAACCUCGGGGAGGCGGGCUACUCUGUGCUCGUCCAAUCACAGGACAGCCUGGAGGGCACCGUGAGGACCAUCAUGACCCUCAGCCCUGAUAACGUCCUGCAGCACGGGGGGGCCACGGACCCCAACAGGAGAGACAGUCUGGUUCUGACGAAGGCCGGUCCGGCAGAGUUUCGGUUCCGCCUGGUGGGCGUCCAGCUGUCCGACCGAGGUUUCUACUGGUGCGUCAUCACGGCCUGGACCAAGCAGCAGCCGGGUCAGGCCUGGACCAGAGCCACCAGCGCCGAGUCCAACAAGGUCAAGAUCGACUUCCAGGAGAACGGCCCCUCCUUCUCCGUGGCCAUCCAAUCGGACACCACCAGUGUGUAUCCGUGGGAAACAGCCAAGAUGGAGUGUUCUCUCAGCGUCUCCGGAUCCUCCCCGAAGACCAGCGCACACACAGACGACCUGGCGUACGAGGUGCGUUGGUUUUUCACGCGGCUGCGCGGCGGACAGACGACGACGCAGGUGGCCAGCGUGGACCGCUUCGGCGUGGUGAGGAAAGACAACCGAAACUCCUCCAGCGACAUUUCCAUCGAGCGCAAAGACACACACACCUACCUGCUGAACAUCCACGGCACUCAGGACAGUGACAGUGGUGAGUAUCACUGUGUCGCCACUCCCUGGUACCUCUCUGCCUCCACGGGAUCCUGGACUCAAGCCGGAGAGCUGACGUCAUCCAGAAUCUUCCUCACAGUCAAAUUCGCUGUGUGGGACUCCCUAAAGUUACCUCUCUUAUAUGGAGUAGCAGCCUCAAUAGGUGUGGGCCUCUUCUCUCUGGUCUUCGGACUGGUCUGUGCCCACUGCUGCUGCCGUAACACCAUGCACACUCCACGCUCGCGCAACAAACUGAUGGACCUGGAGUUGGACUGACACACACUUUCCCCCGCACCUACACACUGCAGCGCUCACAGGAAACCCCACACACACACCAGACACACGCCCAUAGACGAUUUCUGGGACACCAAGUUGUUUCCGAGCGACGGACGUUGGGAGUAAAUGACUUUGGAAACCUGACUUAAAGAGGUGUUUCUUCAGCUCUGCAGUGGAGGAGCAGGGGGGAUUUUUUUAUACAAGCACCGAUGGGACUUCAGUUUCUGUGAAGAUCCAUUUUAAAUCUGUGGCGCUUCCAGUGAUUUUUACACAGAGAUAUUUGCUCCCUCUGUUAAGACCAUAGCACUACAAGAACCUUUUUGUGAGGUAACACUGCCACUUGGGACUAAAGGACCGCUAAACCUGCCUCUAGGGAUAACAAAUGAAGUGCACAUGCUGGACUAUUUCUUCCUCUUCCAAUGCCAAGAACCACCUGUCUUUGUUCCCUGUUGAAGUUUCUUUUCUGGAGGAAGCACAGACAUUCAAAGUUGUUAUGCAUCAGCGCCUCAGCAUCUCCUUGUUUAGUCACAAAGUUAUUUUGUAUUUGCAGAGACUGGUGGUUUAUGCAGCCUGAGCCUUAUUGCUGUCACGGAGUAAAUGCCAUGUUCAUACGGUCAGCGGGAAUGGAAAGUGCUCCGUGUUUCUCCCACAUGAGAGGUAUUGCACUACAGCCACCACCCAGAGUAUUCCUACCUUUAAAUAAAAGGGACAAGAUUUACUUUAUUCUCUACUCUAGUUUUUUGAAAAUUAAGAGAUUUUAAAAAGACAUUUUUAAGCUUUACGAGGAGAUAUGCAGUUAGUGUGUUUGUGUGUGAGAUAUACUGUACGUGGUGCCAAUAUUUGAAAUUAACGGAGGUGCGCUCGCUUCAUAUCGCCGGGUCAACACUUGAACUGCCGCUCAACGUGGCGACAGCAAGCAAUCUUCUUUUAUAGGUAUUCAGAAAUGUAUCCUGCUGUUUUUAUCAGAGUCUCGUGUGUGUUUGUGCGAGUGCCGUGAGACAAAGAGUCGCAUGUACUGUUUUAUAAGGACAGAGUGGUGUCAACUCAAGCCUUUUCCUGAGUUACAUGUUAAUGACAUGAUCUCUAAACCUAGCCGUCACUUAUCUGGACUCGAGCUGUGAGCAACGUGGGUCUAUAACAUCCUUUUUUAAACAGGAUAAUCAUGCAUGUUCCUAAGUGUCACUUCUGCUCUUUAAAGGAAUAGCUCAACAUUUUGGAGAAUACGUUUAUUAGCUGGCAUAAGAUCGAUAUCAAUCUCAUGCCAGAGCUAGAGUCUGGGUGUGUUGGCCUAGAUUAGCAUAGAGACAAAGCAGAUGGAAACAGCUAGCCUAGCUCUGUCAGAAGUUAAUAAAACUCAUUAAUAAAAAUGUUUUAGGUAAAGUGUUACACGCCUGGAUGAUGGUUCAACUGUCCAUCAAGAUAUAGUUUUGACUUUAGACUAACUACCUGGUUUCUCAAGGUUUCCAGUCUUUAUGCUACACUAGGCUAACAAUAUGAGCAAAUAAGCAAAUUUCCCAAAAUGUUGAACUACUUUCUAAACAUCACAUGACUUGAAUGAGUUCAAAGGGCAGUUAAAAUAUUAAUACAUCCUUCUAUUUUCAUUUUAGUCAAGCUAGGCCAGCAACUCCCACCUAUUUCAAGCUCUAGAGCUCCAACAAUUGCUAACUAUCUAGAAACAUGACCAGAAAAUGAUCUGAGAAGUUUUCCUUUGCACUUAACCCACCAAAACAAAAGCAUCUGAUCAGCUGUUCCCAGCAUCAAUGAGCAUCUGUUGAGUCUCUGUCGUGUUUUCAUAGCAAACGGAUGAGUUGUUGUAUCAUGUUGACUGCUGUGUGAACACACACCCUCACAGAUCCACCGACAACACACACAAAGUGAGAGUCCGACACGAAGCAGGAUCCAAACAGCCUUGUAGUAACGAGACGUGCCAGGCUUGGUGUUUUUAAAUAGUUAUAAAAGGUAUUUUAGGAACUGUAUGAGCAAUAUCAGGCUGUGGUCAGGUCACAGCUCGUAUAAAGGUGUACUCUUCAUAACACAUUCUACCCUGAGUCAAAGUUUAUAACGAUGAUUGGAUGUUACAUAUUCAAACCAUCGCUCUGAAUUUGUGCUGUCAGCCAGUGCAGAACUGUACCAAUUACCCAAUGCCCACAUCCAUAAAUCUCUCCCACUUCUGAUACUCAAAGUGUUAUUCAUAGCAUAGCAUCCUCCAAUUAAAGCGAUAGCAAUAUCUUCCUCAGUUAGGGACAAUAAGGGGUUAAGCUGAGGCCCUUUUUGGGAGUAAUGUGUGUGAUUGGUGUUGAUUGAUGUUGACAGUUACUUCAGAAACUUCCAAUACCAUAAACAGAUGUGUGUGUGCCUCUCUGUUGCAGUGUCCAAUAUCGCUUUUAACAUUAUAAUUAACACACAGACACAGGUAGCAUUGAUACACACCACUGAACAUGCCACUGCAAAGUUUCUCCAGUGUCCUUUCAUUUUCUCGUGACACUGCAAUGAGUAAAAUGAACCAUGUUUUUUAUUUUAAAUAAAUAGAUUUGUAAGAUGUA